This is a messenger RNA of Arabis nemorensis, 162 nucleotides long. Lineage: Eukaryota; Viridiplantae; Streptophyta; Magnoliopsida; Brassicales; Brassicaceae. The record is from the annotation of a GenBank genome assembly.
AUGGCGUGCGUAUCAAAAGAACAAGAGUGUAUCAGUCCAAGGUACUUCGACAGUGGGAGUUCAAACCAGAUGAUGGGUACAGUGAGCAAUCUACAAAACGUCAAGAAUGACCUUGAUUCAGAGAUGCAAUCUGGUUCAUAUGUGCAAUCUAGUUUAGAGUAA